AUGUGGACUCGGAAUCAAAAUGAUCGUGUUGCACCUUUGGCGGUUAAUUUAACCGAUGCUUUGCACACGUGUUUGGAGGCGAACGUUAUCCGUUUUCCGCGGAAACCAAAGCCGUCGACAGGUUAUGUGGAUAAGACGAAGUGGUGUGAAUAUCAUAGGAUUUCGGGACACAAUACUGAUGAUUGUUUUACUUUGAAGAAAGAGAUAGAUAAAUUGGUGAAGGCUGGAUGUAUGAAACAACUUGAAGGGCAAAACAAUUCAUAUGAGGCAGGAACUUCAACAAAGCGAACUGAAGAUGGAAAGGAAGUUGAGAGCGAUGGUCAAAACAGACAAUCAGGAGGGAAAGCGAAGGGACGAAUUCAUUCUAUCUUUGGUGGAUUCCGAGGUGGUGGAAUAACUAAUUCAGCUCGAAAGAGGUAUGUUCAUUCAAUCAAUGUUGUUUAUUCUAAUGAUUGGGGAAGUUGGGCAACCAACCAGCCAGAUAUUACUUUUACUGUGCGAGAUUUUGAGGGAGUUCAGCCUCAUGAGGAUGAUCCAAUUGUGGUGAUGCUGACGAUCGCGGAAUAUGAAAUUGAGUGGGUACUGCUGGAUCAAGGGAGUUCAGCGGAUUUAAUUUAUGGAGAUGCUUUUGAAAAAUUGGGGUUGACAGAAUCUGAUUUGCAACCUUAUGAUGGAUCUUUGGUGGGUUUUUCUGGCGAAAAGGUGUUUGUCAGAGGUUAUGUGGAGUUGAGCACUAUUUUUGGAGAGGGGAAAAAUGUGGAGACAUUUGUUAUUAAGUUCUUAGUAGUAAAAUGUACUUCACCAUACAAUGUGCUUAUUGGGAGGUCCUCAUUGAAUAGAUUGGGGGCGAUCAUUUCUACCAGACAUUUGACAGUCAAGUAUCCGUUGAGCAAGGGAGGAGUUGGAGUUUUAAAGGCUGACCAAAUCGUAGCCAGAAAAUGUUAUUCUGAAAGCUUCAAACAGUAUGGUCAUAUGUGA
Messenger RNA from Lotus japonicus, 978 nucleotides. RefSeq lists its product as uncharacterized. The record is from RefSeq and is a predicted model, not a curated record. Bases 1 to 978 code for a protein of 325 amino acids. Lineage: Eukaryota; Viridiplantae; Streptophyta; Magnoliopsida; Fabales; Fabaceae. The transcript has a single exon.